AUGUCAUCACCAAUUGGUAAGUCAUCAUCAGUUGUUAAAGAUGAAACAAAUUCAUCAUCAUCAUCACUAACAACAGCAUUGUCAUUAACAGACCAAUCAUUAGCUAGACGACAUUUAUGCUCUACUAUAAUAUUUGCUCGACGUCAUUUAUUACCGAUUUAUCCGAAACCGGAUAAUAUGACUAUGUGUUUUCCAUAUCACUAUCAAUUACAAUCAACUGAUGCACAUUGUGGUGAUUUUUUAUCAAGAUUACCACCACCACCAUCAUCAUCAUCAAUAUCGUCAGCAAUGAGAACGAUUAAAGCUACAGCAACAGAUCAACAUCAACACCAGGAUGAAUUAAAUAAUGUGGAUUAUUAUCAUUACACACAAUAUAAAGCUAACCGAAUUGCUAGACGAGUCUUUCUCACUGCUGCCAGAGCAUUGCUUACUUGGCAAAGUGAAGAAAUUUUUGAUCGUUAUGAUCCGAUUCCACCGUCUACGUUUAAUGCGAUUUCAUUUAUUGAAUCAGAAAUUAAUCGAUUGGAUGCACCACUGGCUACAUGGUUUCGAAAUCGAUUAUGUUUGCUACUUUACUCAUCAAAUGAAACAUCUAAUGUACAUAGAAUAACUAAGAAUAAUAGUUGGAACAUUUCGUUAUCGAAUCAAUUACCAACAGUUAUUAAACAAUCAUAUGCUACACCAUCUAAUACUGAGGCCCUAGCUUUAUCAUCCACAUCAUCAUACAUAACAUGUCCAACCUAUAACAAAAACAUCAGUAAAAUAGAAAAAAUUAAUCGAAUGGAUGAAGCUAAUUCUUCUAAAGAUAUAUCAAGUCAACAACAGCGAUAUGAACAACAAGGUGCUUAUAAUUCACUACAUCCACUAGAUGAAGAGUUAUCUUUUAAGAACACUUCUUUCUCUUCUAUAAAAAUACCACCGAUCCCACCACCAAGAAGAUUAACUAUCAGUAAUUCUGAAUUAUUAAUUGAUUAUAAAAAAGAUUCUACUAGAUCUGAGAAAGAUAACAAUAUUAAUGGUCUUGCUGCAACUGUUAAUAACGGUGAUGAUGAUGAUGAUGAUGAAAGUGAAAAUACUAAAAAGAUUAAAGCUCAGAUUUUAAAAUCAUCAUUUGCUCGAAUUGCACUGGAACCAGCGUAUGAUCUGGUUGCUUUGUCUGAAUCUGGUAACUAUAGUAGUGUAAGUGAAUUUGAAGAUGAUGACGACGAGGAUGAUGAUGAAAAUGAAGGGGAAGACCAACAACAGCAACAACAAAAUAGUUUAAACGAACCAAUUUAUACAGGUCGAUCACUUGGUUCCGAAGCUGAUUUACAAUUUGAACAAGUUACUGUCUUAAGAAAUGCCUUAACACGUUCUACACAUCAAUUAAAACCUUUGUUGCCAAUACCUGGUCUGUCAUUUGUCAUGAGUUCAUUUCAACAAACUAAAAAGUUACCUAAUUCAGAUGAAUAUUAUGAAUCAGUCGAUUGGAUACGUGGUCCUAUUCUAGGUCAUGGUGCAUUUUCACAGUGUUAUCAAGCACGUGAUGUUAGAACUGGCCUACUAUUAGCUAAGAAUAAAGCAUAUCCAUCACAAAUACGUCAGCAAAAUGACCAUAAGAACGAACCAAAUUGUAACAAUAAUGAUAAUGACAAUAAUAAUAAUAAUAAUAAUAAUAAUAAUAAUAAUAAUAAUAAUGGUCAACAAAAUCCAAUUUACCAUCGUCCAUUAUCACCGACAUCUUUAAAUCAAUUAGCUGAAGUUGAAACCGAAGUACGUAUUAUGCUCCAGCUAGAUCAUCCUAAUAUUCUACGUUUAUUUGGUGCUGUGCAUUGCGUGAAACGUGGGUUCGUUGAUUUAUUUAUUGAAUGGAUGCCAGGGGGUAGUAUAACAAGUUUAUUACAACAAUAUGGAGCUUUUAAUGAAUCAAUUACGUUAAAUUAUGGUAUACAAUUAAUACGUGGUUUAGCCUAUUUACACAAACAUGGUAUAUUACAUCGUGAUUUAAAAGGUGCUAAUCUUUUAAUCGAUAGUACUGGAACUGUUAUCAAAAUAUCAGAUUUUGGAGCCUCAGCUCGUUUAAGUGGUGAACAAAGUGUUGCUGGUCAAUUUCAAGGACAAGUUAUAGGUACAUUUUCAUUUAUGGCACCAGAAGUACUUCGAGGUGAAACAUAUGGUAGAGCUUGUGAUAUUUGGUCUGUUGGUUGUUGUCUAGUAGAAAUGCUUACAAGUAAACCACCAUGGCAUGAUGCUAGAUUAACAAACCGUUUUGCUCUUAUGUUCACUAUUGCUACUUCCAACUCACCUCCUACAUAUCCGAAAGAUUUGACUACUGAUCUUAUCGCAGUUCUAGAUGCUUGUUUUGCACGUAAUCCAUCUGAUCGUCCAACAGCCAACCAACUAUUAACUUUCAAUGUAUUUGCACGCCUUAUAAGUCAACAGCAAUCAGUUACUGCAUUAGAACAAACGAAACAUGGGUUGAUAUCAUCUUCAGUACCAACAUCUCCUAAUGCAAUAAAAACGCAUAAAAACACUGAUAAAUCGUUAAAGUGUCAGAUAAACUCAAUGAAAUUCAGUACAAAUUCUUCAUUUAACUAUCAACGUUUAUUUAAAACAUUCCAGUCAAGUAAAGUUAGCUCUACACUGAAUGAUAAAAAUGUGACAGUAGUCGAAGAAGCGGAAAAUGAAGAGAGUGAAGAUGAUGGUGAGGGUUGUGUGGGUAGUUUUGAGAGUGAUAGUAAAGCUUUAGCCACAUCUACACAUCUUAAACAUAUUCAACAUCAUUCUGAUAAACAUCGUCUGCAAAAGCAGCAUAAUCAACAUUUUGAUGACGGUGGACUUUUGACUAGGCGAAGAAAGACAAGAAGACUAACUUUACCACCAUUAAAUUUUCAUAGAAAAUAUCAUCCGCAUACACCUGUUGUAUUCUCAUCCUUCAAAUAA
This is a messenger RNA of Schistosoma mattheei, 2922 nucleotides long. Lineage: Eukaryota; Metazoa; Platyhelminthes; Trematoda; Strigeidida; Schistosomatidae. The record is from the annotation of a GenBank genome assembly.